CCGCACGCACUAGUCUACCGGUGACUUUCGUUUGGCACGGAACAGUACACGCGGAAACGGCUUUCGAUCCUGAUUGCGAGCUGGUGAAGUCCGUUUGCUGGAAGCUGAUCCAAUCAAUCUUCCGUCUGCCGCUCACGCCACAGGAUAACUCAAACCGCGUAAUAACAGGAAACGAUGCUAGCGGGUGAUUCAGGCGGUGGUUUAUUGUGUGUCGAAAUUGCUAACAAAUUAUUCCGCUUGGAUGCCUUGUGUUGUUUUUUGAGAGCGUGUUUCUGCAGAUGUGAUUUGAUGAAUUGAAUAUUCGACGAUAGGUAAACAUUUAGGAACCAUUGAGUGAGUGAAUAUAAUUUGUCCCCAUCGCGGCAAGGAGGGCGUUUGAAGAACUUUCAAGAUCUGGAACCAAAAUUUAAUAUGAACGCAACUUAUGGUGAUGGAUUCGAGGAUGGCGAUGCUGUCUGCUGUCAGUGUUGCUACACGUCAUGUGUUGGCCUCUUGGCCUAUUCUUCCGAGUUUCGUCAGUGAAGGUUCUAUUCACCCAACGGCGGUUGAUGAAUUAUGCCAAAGGUUUUUGUCGUCUCCGGUGAAAGUGAACUUUCUUCUACAUCAUUUCUAUCUCCUAUAAUACCAUAAACCAAUAUUAAUACCAGACAAGUGAUAGGAAAAGAGGCUCACCAUGCUAGCCGUACAGUGGACUAUUCUGAUGCUACUGGCAGCGGCCUACUGUGACUCCAACCUGCAACUCAGUGCUAUCCCAGAACCCGUGUGCGGUCAACUCUCGCUAAUGCUGGAUAAUUGCUUCCACAACACAACACCUAAGGUGGCCGUUGAUCUGCUCCACUCGGUCAAGAUCCCGGAAACGGUGGAGGAGAUCAGCAGCCGUUGCAUAGUUUUCAACCGGGGCAUGGACUGCGUCCAGCGCUAUCUAAAUGUAUGCGUUGACUCGAAGGAACGAAAAAUCAUCGAGAAUGAGGUAUACGGUGCCAAAAUGUUGUACGAGUAUCUCUGCCGGGAUAAAAGCUUCCAGCGAGAGUUCCUGAAGCACAAAUCCUGCUUCCACCAUGUGCACGACGACUGGGACUCGUGCUCCAGCAAGUUUGUCAACAUCCUGAAGGAGGAAAUGGCUCGCACAACUCAGCAGUCGUUCAAUGUACAGUACAUGCACUUUUGCUGCGCCCGGUUCGGUUACGAGAACUGUGUCUUCACCAGUGCCAAGUACAAGUGCAAACCGGACUCGGCGGUCUUCCUGAAGAAGAUUGCCAAGCUGCUCUCCACCGACCGCCACUUUCUGAACUGUGAUAAAAUCGAGAAUGAAAUUUGCUCUUCCGGCCGGCGACCGAUACUCGACGCGGUAACCCUCUUCAUUCUUCUGGUGGCACCUGCUUUGAUGAUUCUGCUGUCGCCGUUGGGGCCAAUGCGACUAUUUAAUCUUUUCAUCGAAAUAUGCACAUUAACGUAGUGCCAAAAGUCAUUUCAAUAAAGCUUGUCUAGAGCUAGCUAGAAAGAAAUUUGAUAAUCGAUGCUACAUCGAACAUGAUACAUUUUCACAGAAACGUAACUCAGAAACACAGAAACUCAGAACCAGCUGGAAACGUAAUACAGUAAAGUGAAAAUUUUUCCUUGCGAAACGUGUCAAAUUGCUGUGACAUUGCCGCUCAAGAUCUCACCAUGGAUCAUAGAUGGCGGCAGUAAAAAUUGAAUCAUCACUGGAUAGGCUGAAUGCUCAUUCAAAUGAUAGUUUUCCUAAUAACUAAUAAUAUUAGUGGUAGAUGAAUAAGCAUUUAUUUAUCGUUGUAGAAUAUUUUAUCUUACAAUAUAUCGAACGGUUUGUAGCAUUGUUACUGUGAUUUAGAUUAUUUUAUAUAGAAAGUUUA
Topomyia yanbarensis is the source of this 1871-nucleotide messenger RNA. RefSeq lists its product as uncharacterized. The transcript has 5 exons. Bases 674 to 1456 code for a protein of 260 amino acids. The record is from RefSeq and is a predicted model, not a curated record. Lineage: Eukaryota; Metazoa; Arthropoda; Insecta; Diptera; Culicidae.